This is a messenger RNA of Galleria mellonella (greater wax moth), 10854 nucleotides long. It is a transcript of the gene hep, whose product is annotated as dual specificity mitogen-activated protein kinase kinase 7. Gene Ontology annotation, molecular function: ATP binding; protein kinase activity. Bases 142 to 2232 code for a protein of 696 amino acids. NCBI's taxonomy places the organism in Eukaryota, Metazoa, Arthropoda, Insecta, Lepidoptera, Pyralidae. The record is from RefSeq and is a predicted model, not a curated record. Gene Ontology annotation, biological process: protein phosphorylation. The transcript is spliced from 16 exons.
UUAAUUGAAUGAAUGAAAAUGUUUGUCGAAAAAAAUCCUUGAGUUGAUAGGUGUUCUUUUUCAUAUUUUUUGUUUAAUUUGGGUGUUUAUUUUGUAACAAAUAAUAAAUGAAUUCAUAGGGGUUUUAUACAUAAAAAUACAAUGUCAAAAAGUACGAUUGAAGGAAAAUUAAGAGGUUUGGAACAACGCCUUGAAAAUGAAAAACGUAUUCGCGAGGGUGGCUAUCACGGCCAAGCUGGAAUUGCGGGAUCUAGACAUGGAAACAAUCGAAGACCAAGGCCUCCUAAUGCAUUCUCAUUUAACAGAGAGAUGCCCGCGUUCCCGCCGAGGUCACCGCAGGCCACAGAUACAGAAUAUAGGAUGAGAGAAGUUUAUAAGGUUAGUGGGAAACUGAACGUAGACGGCCUAGAGUACCGUUCAAAUGUGAACGACCUACAGCUGCUGGGGGAACUCGGCAGCGGCACCUGUGGACACGUCGUCAAGAUGCUGCACAAGCCGUCCGGCGCUGUCAUCGCUGUCAAACAAAUGCGCCGGUCCGGCAACUCGGAGGAGACUAAGCGUAUCCUGAUGGAUCUGGACGUGGUGGUGCGCUCGCACGACUGCCCGUACAUCGUGCGCUGCCUCGGCUGCUUCGUCACCGACGCCGACGUCUGGAUCUGCAUGGAGCUCAUGGAGACGUGCUUCGACAAAUUGCUCAAGCGGCUCGCCGCGCCCAUACCGGAGGCUAUACUAGGGAAAGUCACAGUUGCUACUGUGAACGCGCUGUCGUACCUGAAAGAUACACACGGUGUCAUCCACCGAGAUGUGAAGCCGAGCAACAUACUGCUAGACGCGCGCGGCAAUGUGAAGCUUUGCGACUUCGGCAUCAGUGGCCGCCUCGUCGAUUCCAAGGCCAAGACGCGGAGUGCAGGCUGCGCCGCGUAUAUGGCACCAGAACGAAUAGACCCGCCAGAUCCGUCGCGGCCGGAUUACGACAUCAGGGCAGACGUGUGGUCGCUGGGCAUAUCGCUGGUCGAGCUCGCCACUGGAGUGUUUCCAUACAGAGACUGUCAGAACGACUUCGAGGUCCUCACAAAGGUCAUAUCAGAUGACCCACCGCAGCUACCUGACGAUAGUGACUUCACACCAGAUUUCAAAUCAUUUGUCUCACAGUGCCUAACAAAAAACUACAGGCAUCGACCUAAAUACGCGAAGUUACUUGAGCACCCGUUCGUGGUGAAAUCAGCUCAGAGCACUGUCUCGGUGGAGGCGUGGUACGCGUCGCUGUCCGCCGACUCGCGCCUCGCCCGCUCCCCGCACCCCGCGCACCCCGCGCAGCCCCCGCACCCCGCGCACCCCGCGCACCCCGCGCACCCAGCCCGCCACAACGGCCUCGAGCCGCAGCCGCCGUCAACGCCGCAGCCCGCCCGCAACUUCGUCACUACCUCGCAGUAUUGGCUCCCGGAGCAAGUCACACCUACUCCUAAUAGGGCGCGGUGGGGCGUCGAUAAUAUGGCGGGCGCGGGAGGGUCGCAGCCGGCUAGCCUCGAGGACUACAGCGGAUACUCGCCUUACGCACGCCGCAGGACGGUAGAGACGAGUGCGUCACCGCCGCCGCCGCCGGCGCGGCGCGUGUCGGCCGACAGCCGCUGGCGGCCCGCCACCACCACUGCCUCACCCGCCAGUUCCGGCAACACAAGCCCCAUAGUUUUACAACGAUUUUACCACCAAAGUCAACAGAGGCGGUCUAGAGUGGACCUACACUCCACACCUAGGCACAGGAGUUUAAGCAGAGAGCACAGUACGGGCAGGUCGCCGGAGCCGCCGCCGCGGACCAGUAGGCAGCAUCCGAUGUUAGGACAUGAAGCAAAUGGUGAUGAGCCGCCGCCGUUACACGACCGGUUGCAUCCGCCCUCGCCACUGCUGCUUAACGAUAGGUUAUCCGAGGGCCGCAGUCAGAGUCUGACACGCGCUGAGUUGCGCAAUGGUUUCCGCAGCGAUAUAGCACCGCUACCGCCCACCAAACUGCACCACGACGACCAUGGCUGGCUGCACUCGCUCGCGGGGCUGCUCAAGCGGCGGCUCAGCGGGUACGUGAACUGGUCUCACGUUGCAGCGCGCCGGGAGCCGCUGCACCAUCCGCACCACCCGCACCACUUGCAGCACAGGUGGGGCCACAGUAAUAGCGAGACGCGGAGCGUGCCAGCGUCCCCGCUGCCGCCGCGCGCGCCGCCGCCGCGUCCGCACGACUAGCGGCCGCCCACUGACGACACGGCAGAUGCGGUGCUUGAAAUUUGGAAUUAGGGCCUCCGCGAACGAGCGACUUUUGUCUGCUUUCAUCAAGAUUCCCUGUUGUCAGUCAGCGGGAACUUACCAUAAACUCAUCAGUACGUAUUCGAUGCAAUUACGUCUUAUUUUAUUUUGGACCAAAUGGUGAGCAUUGUCGCUCGUCCGCGCAGGUCCUUUCGUCUCGAUAUUAAGCUGUAUUUAAUAUUUGUCAUGCAUAUUUUGCACAAAUUCCCCCUUAAUAGGGUUUCGUAUUUGCCCAAUCUCGGCUCGACGCGAUAUGUCGGUUACAUUAAAAGCGGACUUUUUUUAAAAAAUAGACUAUACGUAUUCACGUUUAAGGCUGACUUUCGCAUAACAUUCUCUUUGUACUGACUAGACCAAAUAUUUCAAUUCUCUAUAGCGAAUAUGUAUAAUCAAGAAAAGCAGGAUCUUUAUGUGACUUAUUUAUAUAUAGAGCGGACAAUUAAUAACCGCUAACGUUGUGGCCCGCUAAUUAAAAAGGCAAUGACACAAGCAUUUAUAAUUUUUAAUGAAAUCAGCUUACAAUAAAACAAAUAAGAGCGUAAAGAGCUGAUCAUUGGAUACACGUUACAACCGUAUGAAUAAUAUACCUAUUUCCUUUGAGUACUGUAACUUUUUUUACACGGUCAUUUGUUCUCGCGCUUUAGCCAUAAAAUCUCAUUUAAAUUUAGAAUAAAACAUAAUAACUACAUUAUAAAAAAUAAUGCUGAUAACAGAUGCGAAUUACAGGGGCGAGAAAUCAUGGGGUAUAAAAUUUUGAGAUCGACUGCUUGUUAAAUUUCUAAAAUAAAAUUCAAAAUUGAUUCGCACGUGAAAUUUUGGUAUUUUAGAGGUUCGUUAGCUACGAAUAAUCGAUGACCGAUUAGGUCGUGUGUUUGUAUGCACCUCUACAUAUAUACAGCGCCGCAUUUAACUAUAGGUUACAUAGGCUAUAACUUAGGGGUCUCCACCACGAAAGGCCCCCAUCACAAAUGGACUCUUGCCACAAAUGGGCGGAAUUGGUUGGAAAAUUAGAUGAAAAGUGGGAACUUAAAUUUCUAUAAAUUUAAUAAUAGAAAAUUCAUUUGUAAUUCAGUUUUGAAAUAUAAAUAAUCUAUUUUAUACGUAAAAUGAGACCCCCACCCACGCUGAGAUUUUACAUAUAAUAUAAAAAAAUAGUGUAGGGACCUACAGACCCUAAAUGCGGCACUGCUUAUAUAAUUGACACUAACAUAUAAUAUUAUAGCGGUUCCAAACAAAACAAAAAGUAUUGACAAAAAAUAUUACAGUGGUUGAAGAUGUGAAAGAGUUGUGCAAACAUUUGUACAAAUGUUUGCGAAUGAUCUCCCAAAGGAUUUUUCUGCAUGUUUAUGAAGAUCUUUAAACAGGCCUGCAACCGCCAUUACAGUUCGGUGUAUGCAGUGACCAAUUGACAGUCACAGUAAAACGAACUCUCUUGUGCGAUAACGAUAUAUUAUUUAGAAUUUUAUGACAAUAUGAGAAAGUAAAAGCUUUAUUGAACAAGACUAGUUACAUUUUAAAAAAUAAACACAGUACAAAAGCGGACUUAUUGAUUUGAUUUAAAGUCUAUAUUACUUAACUUGUGCAAUAGGUACAAUGAGCGACAUACAUAUAUCGUCAUAGUCGUAGAAUACUGACGGAUCUGACAAAGAUUACAUAUAAAGAUCCGUCAGUAUUCUACGACUAUGACGAUAUGUUGAGCAAAAAGUGGCGUAGUACUGCAGCCGUACACUUGCGUGCAAUUUUGUUAUAGUUUUGUUUGGUGUACAACUGUAAAUCCAUUUUUUUACACAUCUUGUAUUUACGCUUUUAAUAAAUCAUUUACAGUAGAAUCUCGAUUAUUAAAAUAAUAAAAAUAGGGAAGUAAUAAUGCACGCAAGUGUAUUGAAUCAUUUUGUAUUUGGGUUGGAAACUUUCAAAAUGUUUGCCUACUGCAUUUGAGAUUAUACCACCGUUAGUGCCAUAUUUUUAUAGUUCACUGUAAAGGUAUUAUUAGAUUAAACGGAACAUCACUCAUAUCACACUUGCACGGUCAUAAUGUUCAUAAUGAUUACGGUAUUCAUGAACUAAUUACAAUAUUAAGCCUAGUUUAGGCUGCACUAGUGGUUAAGUCGAGUGGCGAGUAGUUUAGUUAAAGGAUAUUUUGUUUUUUAAUGGGUAAAAAUGAAAUGAUAACCCCGCCCGAGCUAUCGGUAUACACCGAAAAAUCACUUGGCCCACCAUGAUGAAUUCGACAAGAAUGAACCAUUAUGGUUUCCAGGGGAACCGCGUGGAGGUCGACCUGAGAGGGUAUAUUGCUAGAAUUGGAAUAUAGAGCUCAUUACUAACACUUUUCCCCCAGUAAAGGGAUAUUAUCGAAUAAAAUUUUACUUAACUAUUCGCCACUUAACUGGAUUACUAAUGCAGUCCAAACUAGCUUUUAGAGUUGAAAUUUUAAAUGCCAAGUUACAAUUGUCAAUCGAUAAAAUAUGGCUCAUUUUUUACACAUGUAUGACAGAAAUAUACAGUUUACAUUGAAAGGGAUGAGAUUUCGGGUAAUAUAGCGCUUACCGUUUUUUACUGCACGAAGUUAGAUAUAAUUUGAUGACAAAUAAGUAGGUACCUAGCCUCUUCACGCCUAUAAAUCAAAUUCAAACUGUUUUUUUUUUUCAAUUUAGACGAGUAUUUUAACAACUCGUCACAACAACAACAUUAUAAUCAAUGUUUUUACUAAAUAAUUUGACAAAAUUAUGACUAAAUUACCCCGAAAUAGGCUUUAGUGCCAUUGGAAGUUUCGCUCAGUCCUGGAUGUGUUUACCUGGUCCUAGCAUAAUUUUUAUGGGCCGUCUAAAUCACGAUAUAAUAUUGCCGGUAUUAUAUAACAUAUAUUUUAACAUGUAUUUUAACAAUUUAUUUCAAAUACUGUUGAGAGAAUGCGUCACUAUCAAGUUACUGUCCCGGUUUGAAGAAAUCUUAGACCUGGGGCUGCUUUCGCUGUAAUUAUCUCCAUGUAUGUAAACUAUAUCGUGACGGUCACAAAUUAUUGUAUUGGACUUGUUCAAGUCAUGAGUGCGAAUUUGUAUAACUUGCACGUUGUAAAAUGGGUCGACUAGAACAAAACAAGACUUAUCAAUAAUAAGAGAAUAUUAUAGAGUUAUGCGAAUGAAAUGGUCGGAAACAUUUUUUCAAGUAGCCUUAAAAAGAGAGAUGUUACAAUACCGUCAUAGACAUAGAAUACUGACGGAUCUGACAAAGAUUACAUAUAAAGAUUCGUCAGUAUUCUACGACUAUGACGAUAUGUAUCUUUAGUUUCAUUACGUAGUAGUACAUAAAUUAAGCAUUCAUAAAUUUUACGAACUAAUCUUAGGUUCGGAUUUUUUAAUGUUAUAAUUGAACAAUGGUAUCUACUUCUAAUGUACAUACAUAUCGUCAUAGUCGUAGAAUACUGACGGAUCUUUAUAUGUAAUCUUUGUCAGAUCCGUCAGUAUUCUACGGCUAUGACGAUAUGUGCAAUAUGCGGUUUUGUCGAACCUAAAACGAAAUUGUAGUAUUCGCCUUUUACGGCAAUGAAGCUUCGAAAUAUCAUAAGGUCGUCGCAGCUUACAAUUUUGGCGACACACCGUCGAUAUUAGGUAGAUAAUUAAAUAAAAUUCCACGGUUAAAGAGUCGUAACUGGUUUUUUUUUUUUAUAUUAUGGACGUUUAUUUAUCGGUCACAUAGAUCAGGGGUGGCCAAAGCGAUCACUCAAUUUUGUUCAAUCGCUCGCAAUGUGAUACAUUUGUAUACACUUAGAAUUUUUUUUCCUAAGAAACGGUUACAAUAGAAAUAUAGAAAAUGCAUAGGUAUAUAAGAAGUGUCCCAUACUAGGCAAAAGGAACUGGCUCAGCUGAUGCUGUAAAUGUCCCAGUGCAAUGUAACCAGCUGUUCACAUUGUGUCUGUGUCUGUCCCACGUUUGCCUCUCUAACAAUAAAAAAAAAUCUUUUGUAUUCUACAAGUAGUUGCGCAGUCUAAGAUUUAUACACUUCAGACUGUGCCUGUAAUUUUUUUUUUUAAAUCAAGUUGGAUUUAUUCUUGAUCUUACCUACCUCUCUUGAUGGUAAGUGAUAAAAUAAAGACAAUUUAAAGAUAAUACAAGUAUCUUAUAUAUAAUUAUAUGAAACACACACACACACACACACACACAUAUAUAUACAACGUUGUAUAUAUAUAUAUAUAUCUGUGUGGUCUUCAGAAUCAAUCAUCAUUGGUCAAUAAUUUCACAAACCAUUGACCAAUGAUUUUUUUAAAAUUAUAUAUAGUUUUUUUUAUAGGAUAUAUAUAUAUAUAUAUAUAUAUAUACACAUAAGUUGGCCAACCCUGACAUAGAGAUUAUAAAGUGCGAUUGGUCGCUUUCACUAGCUUCCGCUUGCUUUAAUAUACCCGACGGUCACGUGACCUAACGUUUCCUAUUUGCAAUGACGAUUAUAGUGCAAAAAAAAAAUGUAAAUAUCGUGUAUUAUAUUAUAUAAGUGGACGUCACAUUACAAAUUAUAUUCGGUGAGAAUGUUUUAUUUAGUCUGCAGUUCACGAAAUUUGUCGUGGGUUCGAAAACGAAAUUCAACUUAUUUGCACUGUAAUAAGGUUUUAUUUUUAAACAUCAAAUUUUUUUUAUUGAUUUUUAUAGUUGAUCCUUAUUACAGAGCAGUAAAGUUGAAUUUCGUAUUACAAGCCGUGGGAUUUUUGUGGAACGCAGUGUUAAUAGAUGAAAUUAGUUUAUAUAUAUAUAUAUAUAUAUAUUUUUUACAUAUUGUAAUAGAGCAUUAUAAAUAUGCUGCAUAUAUUUUUAAAUUAAUUAAUAUUAAUUGUACAUUAAUUUAUGUUAGUUUCGACCAAAUCUAUAGAGUUUAAUCGUAUUUUGUAAUUGCUUUUAGAUCGUCGUUGGUUGAUGAAGUUAGUAAAUGGUCUAAGGGGGAUAUUACACUGUCAUUUAUAAGGUUCUAAUUUAUUUUCUAGAGCUAUAAAUGCUGUGUAGAAAAAAAAAACUUUUAAAUGAUAUUAAAAGAACGUCAUAAAUGUGAUCAAUUGAUAAAAUGGUCUAUGUAUGAUCCUGUAUAUAUGACAAUGUAAUAUGCCCCUAAUAAAAAGCCUAUCGCAUACGAAAUAAUUGACCAGUAGAAGUCAUAUUGUACAGUGUAAUACCAAAUAACAUAAUUAUUUAUCUAGAUUUUCGUUUGCGAUAGGCCAAACGUGGUUACGUGCGAUUGCGUCGUAUCGCCUAACCACGUGUUUAUAUUCGCUUAUGUUCCCCUCUUGUAUUGUACUUUAUGGCUUCAUAGUGGAUAGAUUUUGUUUCUGGAUGUAUAUUUAGGUAUAAUUUUUUUUUUUUACUAGAUGGCGUUGUGUGAUAUUUAUUUAUUUAAAGAAAAAUACCUGCCAAAUAUUAUUAUUUUGUAAAUAUAGGAUAUUCUGCAAAUUAUUUUUCUAUAUAGCAAUGUUGACUUUAUAAAAACUAGUAACUUAGUAAUCAGUACUAAUAACUAAAUACAAAUUCAAAUACUAGAAUGUCUACCGUAUGCUCCCUAAAACUGAUUUCUACUCACUUUCUUGAACACUCUGGUUAUGGAAUGAGCUCCCUGCCGAGGUUUUCCCAAGAGACUACAGCAUGGAGUUCUUCAAAAGGGGGGUAAUGAGGUUUCUUCAGGGUCGGCAACGCGCGCGUAAUACCUCUGGUAAUGCAUACCACUGGUAUUUAUUUGGGAGAUUUUUUUAUACCACUGAGGUGGCAAACAAGCUGACGGCCCAUCUGAUGGAAAAUGGCAACCAUCGCCUAUACACAUGAUCAGUACCAUGGACAUAACAGAGUAUACUGUUUCGCCCAUAAUACCCCCCAUGCGUUGCCAUUCCUGAGAACUCAGGUGUUAUUCCUCUGUACCCAGUAAAUUCACGCCAUAUCCCACCCUUCAAACCGAAACACAGCCAUGCAAACACAACUGCUUCACGGUUGAAGCACGAAUGGGACAGAGGUACCCAAGCAAUCGACUUUUGUACAAAGUCUCCCUCUGGUAAUCUGCGGCUACAACUCAAUACACCGAGACCGAAGUAAUUUAGGAAAAUUCAUUUUACUUAAUUGGCUCAACCGGGAAUUGAACCAGGUGCCUCUUAUAUUUAAUUUUGUAUAUACACUAAUUUAUUGUCCGCUACUUGUGAUUUCAGAAGUAGAAAAUCAUUUGAAUGGUCUAAUUAUAGAUGGCGUAUCAUGAUAAGACAUAUAUCAGAUUUUAAGUUAGACCUUCAGGUAUUUAAGAAUUCAACAGUGAAAACUGCAUCGCAAUUUGGCGCAGUAGUUUUUAAGUUAUGUUGGAACAAACACAGAUACACAACAUUUCUAAAAAAUAUUGUUGGCUUCCAUUGCUCGUUUUAAGGCCCCUUAUGGUCCUAUUUUUUAUUUUGUUUUUUUAAAGCCCCUUAUACUCGUAUUUUUUUUCUUAAAUAUCUAUAUAUAGCAAUAUUAUUAUAUUUGUAAGAUUACAAAAACUAUCUGUUAUGGAGCUGUAGAGUUUGUAAUUGAAAGCACGCGUGCCCCACGUCGGGCGUCUGGGGUCGGCGGUCGAUACAACAGUAUCGUUGAUCUGAAUUAAAUGGAAUUUGCUAUAAACCAAGUCAUUAUUAUAUUUACUUAUUUUUUUUUUAAACCAACAGCGGUUUACAAAUAAAAUUAUCAAACAUUUUAUAACAAAGUAGUGUGGCCAAUAACAGGUUUUUCUAAAUUAAUUUCGUAGGUUAUGUAGUUGACAAUUUACAAUACUGUAUAUUUUGUUUUAGUGGAUGAUAAGGGAAUGGUAGCUUCGCCUGCUAUAACGGUAUACGCUGGCGGGGCACCAGUGAGGGAUGAUAGGUGAGGAUAAAAAAGCAAGUCAGUUAGCCCAUCGUGAUGAACACACCUGGAAUUCAGUAUGAUGGUUUCCAGGGGGAACCACGUGGAGGUCGACCUGAUAGGGUAUAUUGCUAGCAAUGAUACUGUCCGCAUUACUAACAAUCCCUUCCACCCCCAAUACUAUGUAUUGUAUAUAUGUUAUUAUUAAUAAUUCAUAAAUGUGCCAAUAAAAAUUUGAAUUGUAUUUUAUUUCAUUAUUAUGUGAUUGAUGGCAAGUGACAGAAUAAAUAAUAAUUAACCUAUGAAAUAAAAUUGUAAUGGAAUUAAUUUAUUUUGCUACAAUAUAGAUAAUUUUUAAAUGAAAGACAUCUGCAUUGUCCGUUUACAUUCUGCAUUUGUAUCGGCGUGUAAAUAUUUAAGUACAUCUAUUCAUAUAAAUGCAUUAAAUAUAUGGCUUAUACUUUUUAAAUUUAGUCAUUAAUAUUGUAAAGCAAAGACGAGAAAAUAUUUGAUUGACAAGUGCUUAAAAUGAAUUUGAACGGCUUCAAUGGAUGUACAUACGUGAGAUUAUUGAACUCGCUGUGUUUGUAGUCGUUUCCAACAAUUGUUUCCACUCGAUCCAGAAAUCUUUAGGAAGCGUUCCGCGCUUUGCGACACAGAAAAACACAGUGACUUCCUUAAUUUCCCAUGUGUACAUAGACGUUAAAUAAAAAAUGAACAUAAGUUUCAAAAAUAAUAUUUUUUAAUAUAAUAAUAUACGAGGAAAUUAAAAAUAGCUAUCCUAUAAAUGUUAAUAGUAAUGAACUAGACGCAAAAUACAAAAAUCUUAUUUUUUUAAACAAUUGUUUCUUACGAUACCAAAAAAAAAAAUAAGGCAGACAUGUGUCCUGUAUUCGAUGAUUCGUGUAUAAUAAAUAUUAGGGCCGUAUUAUAACGUUCUCCUGAACGUAUGCGAUGUCACAGCAAAAUCAUUCAGAUAUCGCGAUGCUGGGCUCAAUUUGGAGGCAUCAUUUCUCUAAAUAUAUAAAAAGAAAAUUUAUGUUAUGGUACCAUGCCAUGUCAGCCGUUAACUGUCCACUGCUGAACAUUUUUUUUUAUACUACUUAGAAUGGCAAACAAGCUGACGGCCCACCUGAUGGAAAGUGAUAACCGUCGCCUAUAGACAUGAGCAGUACCAUGGACAUAACAGACUACUGUUUCGCCCAUGAUACCCCCCCAUACGUUGCCAUUCCUGAGGACUCAAAUGUUAUUCCUCUAUAGCCAGUUAAUUCACGCCAUAUCCCACCCUUCAAACCGAAACACAGCCAUGCAAACACAACUGCUUUACGGUUGAAACACGAAUAGGACAGAGGUACCCAAGCAAUCGACUUUUGUACAAAGUCUCCCUCUGGUGAUAUGCCUCCUCAAUUAGAGAUUAAAAAAGAUUUAGAGAAACGGCGAAAAUAUGACAUCAUGUUUUUUUUUUUAAUCAACGUUAGUGUAAUACGGCCCUUAAUUUUAUUAGCGUUUUGGCUCGUACAGGCCACUGUCCACAGCGCUACACGACGACCGCCGGCCCCGCGUAAUGUAGCGCCCCCUAGUCCGCACGCAGCCUUACGUGCAAGCCUUAGCAUAAGACGAGACUAUUUAAAAAUAUAUAUUUAAUAAACAACGAUUAACUUGUUUUCUAUUAUUAUAAUUAUUGCAAUAAUUAUUAUUUUAAUGUGUAAUGUAAUAAAUCGAAUCAGUUUUA